Amaranthus tricolor (Joseph's coat) is the source of this 1924-nucleotide messenger RNA. Its product is annotated as protein ROOT INITIATION DEFECTIVE 3. Gene Ontology annotation, molecular function: protein binding. Bases 226 to 1560 code for a protein of 444 amino acids. Gene Ontology annotation, cellular component: nuclear pre-replicative complex. Lineage: Eukaryota; Viridiplantae; Streptophyta; Magnoliopsida; Caryophyllales; Amaranthaceae. Gene Ontology annotation, biological process: rRNA processing; DNA-templated DNA replication. The record is from RefSeq and is a predicted model, not a curated record. The transcript has 8 exons.
AAACCCUCAACGCAUUGAUGGAACUGUAGGCUUUCUUAGAGCGAAAGUCCGACCGCCAUUUUCAAUAAUUAACCUAAAUUGUGUCUUUCCAAACCAAUUUCAAUAACUUCUAGGGUUCCGAUAGUCGGAGGAUAAGUGGCAAUUGAAUUGAUAUUCCUAAUCAAAUCAAAAGAAAGAAAAAGGUUAUAAAAGCCCUUUUUCCUUCAAGUUUACAUUCAGUAAAAAAUGGAGGUAGUAAUGGCGUCAUCUUCCAUGGAUGGAACAGUAGGUUGCUGGGACAUACAUACUGGCGCCGAACAACUCCGUUACAAAUCGUGCUUAUCUCCUUCUCACGGUCUUAUCUCCAUUGCUGGUCGCUUCUUAGCUUCUUCUCAGAUUCGUGAAUCUUCCACUUCUGGUUCCGUUCUUUAUUGGUCAUGGCACAAGCCUCAACCUGAAGUCAAGAGUUUUCCAGCAGAGCCGAUUAAACCCUUGGUUUCUAAUCGUGAGGGUACUUACCUCUUCGGAGGUGGUUCUUCUGGCCAUAUUUAUCUUUGGGAGGUUUUUACUGGUAGAUUACUGAAGAAAUGGCAUGCACAUUAUGGGGCAGUUUCCUGUUUGGCAUUGUCAGAUGAUGAAUCCCUGGUUAUUUCUGGUGCCGAAGAUGGAGGUGUUAGAGUUUGGUCGCUCUUCAUGAUGUUUGAUGAUGUCAGAAGAAAGGAAGCUAGGCAUGAUUUUGUGUAUAGUUUUCGGGAUCAUACUUUACGUGUUACAAAUGUCAAAUCAGGUCAUGGUGGAUCUAAUGCUGUCAUUAUUUCUGCUUCAGAGGAUCAAACUUGUAAGGUGUGGAGUUUAGCAACAGGAAGAUUGUUGCGUAAUGUUAUAUUCCCAUCUGUUAUUGAUGCUAUUGCAAUUGACGUUGGCGAAUAUGCCUUUUAUGCUGGGGGGAGAGAUGGCAAGAUAUACAUAGCUGCACUUAAUGCUGUAACUACAUGUAGUGCUGACUAUGGGAAGCACAUUAUUGGUCUAUUACCUGAUUCAAGCAGUAGGGCUGUUACCUCUCUAGCCUUUUGUGCUGAUGGAAUCUCAUUGGUUUCUGGAUCAGAGGACGGCAAGAUUCGUAUAUGGGAUACAAGAACUCGUAAUAUUGUUCGCAUGUUUAGACAUUCUAAAGGUCCAGUGACCAACAUUUUGGUUACUAGUCUCCCAGAAAGUGCAUCAAGGUCUCAAGCUACAUCUGCAAGGAAAACCUCAAUAUUGCCUCCCCCACUUGAAAAAUAUGCUAAUUCAAACGAGGAACCUGUGGGGACGAAGGCUUUUAUUGGCAGUGACAUCUCUUCUCAUCCAGUCGGUGUUUCUUACCUCAUUGAAGAUGUGUUGAACAACCAAAUUAAAGAUAUGCAGCAACAAGGCUCUACUACUGCAGCAGAAAUGGAAGUCGAACGACUGAAGCUGGACUGCAAGAGGGCAAUGCAAAUGGUUCAGCAAUGGAAGAAAAUGUACGACAAUUUGCAUCAGUUCUGUGUAAACGAGCUUGUGGACGACAGUCGAGCUAAGCACAGUGAUGUAAAUUCUGGUUGAGAUUACAGAGUGGUGAAGUUUGUCGCUGUAAGAAUGAACACUCGUGAUAAUUUGCACAAAAACGUUUGUGAACGACACAGUCGAUUGACUGCUGUUAAUCACAAUAUUUGUUUCAGCAGCUUCCAAGUUUUGUUAGCCAUGGUGUCACAUGAUUUGUUGAUCUCUUCACGAAUCAAAAAAGCUAAUUAAGGUCGGUUUUGGCCAUUUUUGGGCUAUUUUUGGCAAAUUGCAAAUUUAGUAAGCGAAUUAAUUGGCAUGUUACACUGGUUGUCAAUUUUUUGUAGGUAAGCUUUUGAUUUAAUGUUGAGAUAUCAUUUAAUUGAUACUGAUAAUUUGUGCUGGUCUAUAUUACCUCAUUGCUAUA